This is a messenger RNA of Xylona heveae TC161, 1215 nucleotides long. RefSeq names its product putative SNARE complex subunit. Lineage: Eukaryota; Fungi; Ascomycota; Xylonomycetes; Xylonales; Xylonaceae. Gene Ontology annotation, molecular function: phosphatidylinositol binding. The transcript has 2 exons. Gene Ontology annotation, cellular component: intracellular membrane-bounded organelle. Bases 1 to 1215 code for a protein of 404 amino acids. The record is from RefSeq and is a predicted model, not a curated record.
AUGGCUGCUUCAGUCAUCGAUCUGACUAUUCCCGAUACCCAGACAUCCGCAACCUCGAAGCCAUAUACGAUCUAUAACAUCCACUGCCGCCUUCCCCUCCGCUCGUUCACACUACAAAAGCGCUACUCAGAUUUUACGAAGCUACAUGACGCUCUCAUCUCUCAAGCCGGGUCUGCUCCUCCCACGGCGCUUCCGGGUAAAUCAUGGUUCAGCAGCACAACCAAUAACCCGGCUCUGACAGAAGAAAGACGGCGUGGUCUCGAAAACUAUCUACAAAGUAUCAACUCUCCUGACUCAGAUAGUCGAUGGCGAAAUACUUCGGCCUGGCGAAGCUUUCUGAACCUCCCUGGAAGCAACAGCGGCAGCAACAGCCGAAACGGGAGUAUCGGUAAUGUCGCACAUUCAAAUGUUGCAGGUGUUGGCGAUGCACCGCCUAUUACAGAUCCGGCUUUGUGGCUCGAUGCUCAUCGAGAACUCAAAACAUGUCUACAUGAUGCUCGAUUCCACCUUUCACGGAGAGAUGCCGCGACUACUGCACAAGGGCAGCAUGAAGCCAGCGCGCAAGCGAAACGGUGUUUAGUCCUUGCCGGAGCCACGAUCGGUGCUCUAGACCGCGCCUUGAGGACCAUCGCCGAAGCGACCAACACUCUGAAUAGCGGCGGUAGCAGCAAUUCUGGGAACUGGGCAAGGGACAACGCCACGCUCGGUGAGGGCGAACUCCGUCGACGCCGCGAUCUAAUUGCCUCUGCGCGCAAAGAGAAGGAGGGUUUAGAGAAACUAUUAAACGCCCUUGCUACAUCGUCAUCGAAGACGUCGGUCGUUGGAGGUACGCAGGCUGGUGCCGCAGCCGCAACGGCGCAGGAUAAGGCUGGCCUGUUCGCCGACGCCCCUUCAGUAGCUUCAACUAAUGGCAAUGGGGGAGGUGGGGGUGUCAGCGGAGUCAGCCGCAGAGUACUCGGUGGUCCUCGGGAGACUGAGCGAACCAGAGAACUGGAUAAUGUUGGAGUUUUACAGCUUCAGCAGCAAAUGAUGCGUGAGCAGGACGAGGAUGUUGAGCAGUUGGGCUCGGUGGUGAGAAGACUCAGAGAAAUGGGUGGUGCGAUUAACGAGGAAUUAGUCCUGCAGAAUGAGCUGCUUCAGCAGACUGAUGAAGACGUUACGAGGUUGCAAGGAAAGAUUGAUAUUGCUAAGAAGCGCGUUAAUAAGAUUCGAUGA